Molecule: messenger RNA, 4222 nt
Organism: Lates calcarifer (barramundi perch)
Lineage: Eukaryota; Metazoa; Chordata; Actinopteri; Centropomidae
Gene: parp4
Product: poly (ADP-ribose) polymerase family, member 4
Exons: 32
Coding region: 120-4214 (1364 amino acids)
Biological process (GO): transcription by RNA polymerase II
Molecular function (GO): NAD+ poly-ADP-ribosyltransferase activity; DNA binding
Source: RefSeq, a predicted model, not a curated record
ACCUGAAAUACACACUUGCGACAGAUGAUAAUGUUCCAGUAUUUCGUCUGAUAGAAGACAACACCUCGACCUAUACUUUCUGACAGCAGCUGUAGGAGUAUCGCCUGGAUGUUUGCGGCAUGGCUGUGUUCGAGGACUGCACUGUACUUUUGGAGCUGAAAUCUUUGCCUUUCAAGGAGAAGAAGAAGCUAAAGUCAGCAAUAACAGAGAAUGGAGGCAGCAUUUCCUUUGUGGUCAAUAAACAGUGCUCUCUGAUAGUGACCAGCGAUGUGUCCAACCUGAGCUCCAACAGGCUACGUAGCAUCCAAAAGCACCAAACUCCUGUGGUCGGGGUGGAGUAUGUGUACAGCUGUGUGGACAGAGGAGUUCUUCUGCCUGUGGAUGGAUACAAGCUGGACACUUCCUCUGUCUCUGCUUUUUCACCUCUGCUUCCUCUCUCCUCACCGAGACCAGAUCCACUCUCACAUCAAGUUUCCAAAGUACCAAAGAGCACAGCAGCUGAGCCUCCCAAAGGUCAGGCCAAGCCUGUGAAUUCCGUCAGCCUGACUCAGAGGGCAGAAACUCCGAAGAGGAGUGGAAAUGUUCUGGAAAAGUUCAGAAUUUUUGCUGAAACUGAUGCUGAUCUUCCAUCAUAUCCACAUAAUUUUCAAGUGGCCAAGUAUUCAAUCUUUGAGAAGAUAAACAGCAACACUUGGUGUGUGCUGGAGCUGCAGAGUGCCAAAGCAGAGAAAGGACAGCAGUACCGUGUGGUCAAGUACUGGAAGAAUGAUAUAUUAGCCAAGAAGGAUGCAGUGAAGGACAUGCUGGUGUUUCUGUCCACAUCAGAGGAAGCUCUAGAGGUGUACCAAGCACUGAGAAAGACUCUGUUGGCUACUGGUUUGCAGCUGAGGAGCAGCAUCCCCCCACAGGCCCCGACCCUGGGCUCCACCCCCCUGCAGCAGCUGCUGCUGGAGGAGAAAUUGAACACAGGAAGCUUAUCACAGGAAGUGGGCGUCUUUGUGGAGCUGCUGUGGACUGAAUCCCUGGGUUACCUUGGCAACAUCCUCAAAGUUUCAAUCGACAAGCUCAGCCUCAAUGAUGUGAGCAGGGCAGAGGGCUUGUUGCUUCAGGCUCAGAGGAAGCUACGAGAGGCAAAGCAUGCUGAGGUGGCAUCUCUCCUGGAGGAGGUUUACACCCUGCUGCCACACUGCGCGGCGCCCUUACCUCCCAAUGCCAAGUUCAUCUCUCAGAAACUGGACCUCUGCCAGUUAAUCAGAGAUGUUUUGAACACGAGUGAGAUGACUCUGAGAAGUCCCGCUCCUUCCUGUCUGGGGAAGUACCGUGCUCUGAGGUGCAGCAUUGAGACCGUUCCCCCCAGCUGCUCCGAGUUUCAGGCUGUGGCUGCUCUGGUGCAGAAAAGCGAGGUGCAGAUUCAACAGGUUCUGCGUGUCAGCAGAGGGGUGGAGCUUCAGACAUUUAAGAGUGAGCUUGGGAACGUUAAGCCACUGCUCCAUUCCUCCAACCCCAGCAACUUUGUAGGAAUCCUGUCUCGUGGUCUACUGUUGCCCCGUGUCGGAGUGGAGCAUCAUGGGAUAGAGAGAACAGACAUUGGUAAUCUGGGCAGUGGAAUCUACUUCAGUGAUGCUGUUAGCACCAGUUUGAAGUACUCCAUGCCCAGUGUGACAGACGGCUCUCGGCUGCUGUUGGUGUGUGAUGUGGCUUUGGGAAGUUGUAAGGACAUCCACAAGAAAGACUACACAUUGACUGAAGCCCCUGAAGGACACCACAGCGUGCACGGAGUCCGCCAUACCCCCAACACUCACUCUGAGUUUGAGGAUGAUGAGUAUGUGGUGUACAGUCCUGAUCAAGUGAAACUGAAGUACAUAGUUCAGUUCAGCAUCAAAGGGGACCAACUGAAGGAGUUCAGUCCUGAAAUCAACAUCUCUGCUAAGCCAUGUCUGCCUCCUCCUGAUCAAGAGCUCAGUUUGGAGGAUGACGGGGUUGAAAGCAUUAAAAACCCACUGGAGGAUGUGACGGCUGGACUGUUAGACAGCUCUGGUCAGCAGCUCCCUCUGCAGGCUGUCCAUGUGAAGUGUAAACUGAUGGAUCUGCUCUCUCAGGUCAUCAUUUUCCAAAAAUAUACCAACAUGAGCUCUGUGCCCAUUGAGGCAAAGUAUGUCUUCCCAUUGGAUGACACUGCAGCAGUCUGUGGAUUUGAAGCUUUUAUAAAUGGGAAACAUGUGGUGGGAAAGGUGAAGGAGAAAGAGAAGGCUCGCAAAGAAUACAAGCAGGCUAUUGAAAAAGGACAUGGAGCAUAUCUGAUGGACCAAGAUGCUCCUGACGUCUUUACCAUCAGUGUGGGCAAUCUGCCGCCCGGGGCGACUGUCCUCAUUAAAGUUACCUUUGUGUCUGAGUUGAUCGUCAGGGAUGGGAGUAUUCUCUUCUCCCUGCCUGGGAGUGUGGCUCCAUGGCAGGAGAGUGCAGCACUCAACCAAACCACACAAGUCACUCUAACAAAGGUGUGUGUGACUGAUAAGGCAGCAAGUACAAGAGAGUUCACUCUGGACAUGUCAAUUGAGAUGCCAUAUGAAAUCACCAGCCUGCAGUGCAUCACUCACAAAGUCAAGAUUAAGAGAACAGACUGUAAGGCAGUAGUGAGUGUGCUGCCCGGAGAAGUCAUGGGUGCAGAAGGUUUCCAGCUAUCAGUCACUCUGUCUGAGGUCCACCUGCCUAGGAUGUGGGUGGAGAAACACCCUGACAAGGACAGCCAGGCCUGCAUGUUGGUUUUCUAUCCAGACUUUGACACCAACUCCAGCUCAGCAUCCGAUGAAGUUGUCCUGUUGCUGGACACAUCUGAGUCCAUGAAGGGAGAGUCUCUCUGCAUGGCCCAGAAAAUUGCCCUUCAGGUCCUCAAAACGCUUGGCCACAACCUCAGAAUCAAUGUCAUUUUAUUUGGCACAGAUCACACAGAUGCGUUCCUGACAGCACAGCCACUUGCUGAAGCUCGACAUGCAGCAGAGAACCUCAUCAGGCGCUUACCUCCAGUAGGUGGCAGCACUGAGCUGUGGCGGCCCCUGCGUGCUCUCAAUCUGCUGCCCCCAUCCCAUGGCACCAGGAACCUGCUGCUGCUGUCGGACGGCCACAUCCAGAAUGCAGAGCUCACCUUGCAGCUGCUCAGAGAAAAUGCUCAGCACAGCCGUCUCUUCACCUGUGGCCUCAGCCCAACAGCCAAUCGGCACAUGCUGAGAGCUCUGGCCCAAGCAGGGGGUGGGGCCUAUGAAUUCUUUGACACUAAAACCAAACACAACUGGACAGAGAAGGUAGCAUGUCAGGUGAAGCGUAUUGCAUCUCCUGGCUGCAGCUCAGUGUCAGUGAAGUGGCAGCAGUUCAACCCAACAGCACCCACUCCUGUGCAAGCCCCCAGACAGCUCCACGCUUUGUUCAAUGACUGUCACACCCUGGUCUAUGGCUUUGUGCCACACUGCACUCAGGCCACCCUCCUUGGAAACCUGAGUGGCCAGGAGCUCAAAACCAUGGUGUCGACCAGUGAGUUGCAGAAGACUAGGGGCACAUUUCUUCACAAGCUCACAGCACGAGCCCUGAUCAGGGAUUAUGAAGACGGAAGCCUGGAUGCCAAUGAGGCUGAACAUGAGGGGAAGAAAGCAGAGUUGAAGUCCUUCAUCAUCGAGUUAAGCAAAGAGUUCUCCAUUCUGUCUCAGUUCACCAGUUUUGUGGCCAUUGAGGAAAGGGACUCAGAGCAACCAGACGAGGGUUUCACAGACAUCCCCAAGUUAAUCGCAGAGGAAGAUGUGGACUUCCUCCCUUACAUCAGCUGGAAUCUCCCACAGGAUAGUGAAGAAGAGGAGGAAGACAUGGACAUGGGUUUUUACUUAGCUGAUAUUGAAACUAAUGCCAUGCAGGAUUACACCUUUUGUGUAGGUAGUUCACUUGAUAUGGCAAUGGACUUGUCUGUGAACUCAGCAUCAAUGGACCCAGACUCUCCACAAUAUUCACCAACGAGUCCCUCUUACUCAUCUGAUGCAUCACCUGUGCCAUAUGCUGCAGCAGCUCUACCAGAUUUUGGUCACAGUCAUGCUGAAUUGAAGGCAUUUUCCAGGAUGUCCAGAGUAAAGAGGAAUGAGUUUGAGAGAGAGGCUGAAUAUCCUGAUGCAAACAGGGGAUAUAGCCAGACUCCCCCCUCCUCCCCCUGCUCUUUGUCGUCCUCCUAUUCUUAACUGUUCUU